AUGUAAAACGGUUGAUUGCGUGGACUACUUCACUUCUGCUACCUCCUUAAUGGAAGGUGUGGUCCUAGGGUUCAUAUGGCCUAUGAACCCCUUUUUUUGUGGUCUACAGAGGCCCUGGAGAUCACACUAUCAAAAUUUGGCAGCUAAGUAUCAAAUUGUGGAGAUGGAAAGAAAGAAGAACAGAAAACCAAAGAAAAAGCGUACCCAUCUGGGUGAGGAGGAGGAGAAGAGGAGGAGGAUGGCUCAGUUUCUCCAGAUGGAGAUCCCCAACUUUGGUAAUAGCAUCUUGGAAUGCCUGAAUGAGCAGCGGUUACAAGGGCUGUAUUGUGAUGUCUCAGUGGUGGUGAAAGGCCAUGCUUUCAAGGCACACCGAGCUGUGCUGGCUGCAAGCAGCUGCUACUUCCGGGACCUUUUCAACAACAGCAAGAGCACUGUGGUAGAGCUUCCUGCUGCGGUGCAACCUCAAUCCUUUCAGCAGAUCCUUAGUUUCUGCUACACUGGCCGCCUAAGCAUGAAUGUGGGUGAUCAGUUUCUGCUCAUGUACACAGCAGGGUUCCUGCAGAUCCAGGAGAUUAUGGAAAAGGGGACUGAGUUCUUCCUGAAGGUCAGCUCGCCCAGCUGUGACUCGCAAGGCCUGCACACUGAGGAGGCGCCUUCCUCUGAGCCACAGAGCCCCGUGGCACAGACAUCCACCUGGCCUUCCGGCAAUACGCCCUUACCCCUGGUCUCGCGUGUAAAGACAGAGCAACAGGACUCAGACUCUGUCCAAUGCACAUUUGUGGUUAAGCGGCUCUGGGAAAGCAGUCAGAAGGAAGGGAGUAGUGGCGGCAGUAAUGGCAGCCGCAAAAUAGCCAAGAUCUCCUCCCAGCAGGAGUUGAGCGGUGGGAACCGGCAGGUUCAGCAGCAAGUGCAACAACAACAACAACAACAACAGGUCCAGCAGCAACAACAGCAACAGGCUCAUCAGCAACAACAGCAGCAGGCAGCACUAACGGGGGGAGGUGGCGGGGCAGGCAUGGUCAGUGGCCCCAGUACUUCAGACCAGACAAGCCCUGGCACCUCCAGUGCUUACACCAGUGACAGCCCCAGUUCCUAUCAUAAUGAAGAAGAUGAAGAGGAAGAUGCACCCGAGGAAGGCUCCGAUGAGCAGUACAGACAAAUCUGCAACAUGUACACAAUGUACAGCAUGAUGAAUGUAGGGCAGACAGCAGAAAAAGUAGAAGCACUGCCAGAUCAGGUGCAGUCAGAGUCUCGCAACCGGAUACGAGUGCGGCAGGACCUAGCUUCACUGCCUGCCGAGCUCAUCAACCAGAUUGGAAACCGAUGCCAUCCAAAGCUGUAUGACGAGGGUGACCCAGCUGAGAAACUGGAACUUGUGAUAGGUACUAAUGUGUACAUCACUCGGGCGCAGUUGAUGAAUUGCCAUGUUAGUGCUGGGACACGGCACAAAGUGCUUCUCAGGCGGCUACUAGCAUCCUUUUUUGACCGGAACACCCUUGCCAACAGUUGUGGCACUGGAAUCCGUUCCUCCACCAAUGACCCCAGCCGGAAACCUCUCGACAGCCGAGUGCUGCAUGCUGUGAAGUUUUAUUGCCAGAACUUUGCUCCAAACUUCAAGGAGAGCGAGAUGAAUGCAAUUGCUGCUGAUAUGUGCACAAAUGCACGACGUGUUGUCCGUAAGAGCUGGAUGCCUAAACUGAAACUACUGAUGGCUGAAGGCGAUGCCUACACAACCUUCAUCAAUGACAGUGGCAAAAUGGAGCCAGACAUCAUGGGUGUGGAGCACAGCUUUGAGACCAGCAGCCAUGAUGGAGAUGCAGGCACCUCAGCCGAGGGCCUCCAGUGAAGUGUACCCACCUCUUUUUCCAGGCGAUGGUUUUUAAUUUCCUAAAUUUGAUUUUUUUUUUUUUUUUUUGUAGAAUUGUUUUCCACAUUUUCUCAUUUUCUUUUUAUUAUUGUUGGUUUUUUGUUUUUGUUUUGUUUUGGCAGAGGGGAAAGAAAGCAUUGUGCUAUCUCCUUUUUUUAAAAAAAACAAAGAUUCUUAAAUUUUGACCUUUCUUCCUCAGGCACUGCAAGUAGUUUGAGCUCAGAGGAGACCCUGCUGCUGCUGCUGCUGCUGUUGCAACUGCACUGGCAGUUCCGACUGGCAUUUCUUCUCUCCCAGCCCCUUCUUUUGUGACUCUUUUGAUUUAAAAAAAAAAAAUUUAGUGGGAGGAAAAACAACCAAAUCCACUUGCAGAUACACUAAGGAACACUACCUGUGUCCAGAAUACUACCUGUUUCCUCCAUCAUAUGUUUGUUUCCUGAUUAGGGCUGUAACUUGGACUAACCGUUACUAAGUCUUUCCUUCCUAGAGAAUGGGAAACGGGAGCAGGAAAGGGACUGAUUCUAAGAUUCCUGGGCUAUCACCUUUGCUCUUCUCAGUUCCAGUUCUGCCCCUCCCCUUCCAUUCUUGCUUAGGUACACUUAGGUUUUAGGCAAGGAGACAGUUCCUUUCCUUUCAUUCUCGGUAUCCUCACAACUUAAGUAUACUUGCAUGCAUGCACACUAAUGUCUGAUUUCUCACCUCUGAACCUAUGCACUUUCUCCAACUGUGGCACACAAUGAUCUCUCCUGUCAUUCGGAUCACUCUAAUCUCCACUCUGAUCAUGUAGGACACUAUGCUUGUUGCCUUUUUAUUGGCUCAGAGCCAGUAAAGAAAACACUAAACUUAGAGCUGAGAUUACCACUAUCCUCUAACAUAGUCAUCAUUUCUUCUAAGCCAGCUUCUUCUCUGAAAUGGUUUCUUUUAACACAAAAUGUGUGUGCAGGUUACUCAGUUUUCAGGCAGUUUGCAAUAUCGGACAUAUAUCCAUGCAGUCCGCAUAGGGCUCUUUCUCUCGGAGCUAAUAGUAACAGGUAUAUUUAUCUGUCUUACUGCUGCCGUAACUGGAAACAUUUUUAUAAUUUGCUUUUACAAUAUUUUUCACUGAAGGAUCAUUCCCUUCCAGUACACGCUCGAGGAUUAGGGAGCAGAAUAAGAAAUUCUUAUUCAACCCUUUCUCCCACUUCAGGUAGUUUGCCAAAGGCAAAUAUGAAGUUUACAAAACAGUUUUUGAUGGAUGAGACAAAGCCAAGGAAGAAAGCAUCACUUCCUUAAUCCAGCCAGUGCUACAUUUUCGCACCAGCAUGUGUGGAUAUUUCAAACCAGUCCUCACCUGCAGACAGCUAAAAGGAAUCUUUACCGAAUGGUUGAAAAUCUUCAAAAAGUAACUAACUACAACAUGAAACUUUACCUUUUGUUUUUCCCCACUUUCAUACUAAUGUGGCUUUUGAGUGGUGGUUGUCCCAGAAAAAAGGGCUCCUGGUUGGAUUCCAUCUUGAGAUGGAAAGUAACUAAGUUAAGUGGGCAAACCAGGAAUUUUAGGAAACCUUGUCUCCUGCCUUUUUGUAUUUCCAUUGACACGAUUAAGGUAGUCAGUCAUACUGAAAGAAUCUCUCUCUUCCUUGGAAAUCCUGGGAUACUGAAGUAGUUAUGCUUGAUGGCAGUCGGGCCUUUAGUCUUCCCAGUAUGGCAGAUGUCUCAAACAAUCCUUUGUGCGUUCACGAUAGUUGUUGCCAGACACUUUCUAAGCCAUCCUUUGACCGAAUUAAAACAAUUCUCCACAACUGGGAAAGGCCUGGGGGGAAGGGGGAGAGAAAUCUAUUUAAUAAAGGAGCCUAAAACUGGAAAUCUUGAAGGAUUUGCCUCUCCAUGAAGACAAAUUCAGGGCAUGAAUAAUAUUACAUCUUUCUCCCAAAAAGAUUACAAAAGCUGGAGCAUUUUAAAAAUAAUUUCCACAGUUUAGAAUUGUUCCAAAUAAGAUGGGAUGACAGUAGCCCCAAUUCUAGUCUCCCCAUCAUUCUGAAAGCUGCAGUUCUAACCUGUUGGACCCGAUGACAGUUUCACUAGUAUUAUGAUUUCACGUCAAGGCAUUAACCGGCGUCAAUAAUGUCUCUCAUACAAAUUCAUCUAUAAACUGAACCAAAACUGGCCUGGAAAAAGUUUUCCUUUUCCAAAGAAAGCUCAACAGUUAUAGCUGAAUCUCAGCCAUUGUCUAUUUAUAAAGAGAAGCAAGUACAGUGUAAAUCUUUUUUUUUUUUUAAACAAACCACCUAACUAUACUGGUUGUAUUUCAGCAGGGGUUGCAAAUUUUAGAUUCAACCAGUCUUAGCUAAGGGGAUGUACAUUUCCUUUGCAUAUGUACAUUUGUAGAUAUGUGUGUUUGUUCUUUAUCUGGAAAGAGCUCAAAAUCAACCCAGAUCUUGUUUCAGAGAUUCACACAUUCAGGUCCUGGUUGACAAGGAGAGACAAUUUUCAUGCCACUGUCUAGUUCCAGAGAAUUCCUUGGUACAUGUAUAUUUAUAACU
Molecule: messenger RNA, 4389 nt
Organism: Notechis scutatus (mainland tiger snake)
Lineage: Eukaryota; Metazoa; Chordata; Lepidosauria; Squamata; Elapidae
Source: RefSeq, a predicted model, not a curated record